Molecule: messenger RNA, 5018 nt
Organism: Toxotes jaculatrix (banded archerfish)
Lineage: Eukaryota; Metazoa; Chordata; Actinopteri; Toxotidae
Gene: npat
Product: nuclear protein, ataxia-telangiectasia locus
Exons: 17
Coding region: 152-4357 (1401 amino acids)
Cellular component (GO): nucleus
Molecular function (GO): protein binding; transcription coregulator activity
Source: RefSeq, a predicted model, not a curated record
AGCCCCCUCAGGACGUCUCCUUUACAGUAUUACUACUGCCGGACCUUUUUUUUUUUAAUUUGACGCUGUAUAACGGCUUAAUGAGAGAUUUUUCCUGAACAUGUAGCUAAUUCUUCACGUCUACGCCCUUUUUAUCAACCAACAAGCAGUCAUGUUGCUGCCCUCCGACGUCGCUCGGCUUGUUUUGGGGUACCUCCAAGAAGAGGGACUGUCCGCUACAAGCCAAGCUUUCAUUCAUGAGAGCCCCAACCUGAAGGAGUAUGCGGAGCACACCACGGGAGAUGGGACUAUUCCUGCUUGUGUAUUUUCUAUCUUUGGGAAAGGUCUAACUACUAUCUUGAAUGAGUAUGUGGCUGCCAAAACAAAAGACUCUUGUCCUGAGGUACCUGCAAUGAUGACCUCAUUGUGGAAAAAGCUGGAUUUCACACUCAAUCAAAUCAAGUCAUUGCAGAAUUCGCCAGCUAUAUCAGCAUGUCAGAGAACACGUUCACGCAAUGGAUUGGCAAACAUGGCUAAACAGCGGGUCCUGAGCCUGACUUCAGCUGGUAGUGUCGUCUGUUCAUCAGUUUCUGUGACAAGCUCCAUCAUCAGCCCAGCACACACCUCCCACAGCAUGCUCAGCCACUCCACUCCUGUGAGCUACAGUGCUCCUCACACCAGACUAACUCCUGGCAGUGGCACACAACAGCAGAUCCAUGAUGGCAACCGAAUACUAAAUACGCCCAGGGAUUCACUGGUACAGAUCAGUGUGUCAGAGCAUCGACUAAAUCCAGGCCCAAUGUCUCCUGGACGACGGAAAUGGGACACCCCAAGGAAGAGAAGUGGUGCCCUGAGUGGGUCCAGCGGCCCUGGCAGAUCUGCCACAACUACCACUAGCCUCACAGCAGAACCUCAGCCUGAAGAGGUUGUUGAUGAAAAUUUCCCUCAACUUGUGAUACAAAAUGCACGCGACAAGAUAUUGGGAGACAGAUCGUUACAAGAGAAGCUUGCAGAAAACAUUAAUAAAAUCCUCGCCAAUGAACCAACGCCCCAGACAGUAAAGGCCUCUUCAGCUACAGUGGAGGCAGACCAGUCUAUUGAUGAAAUCCUUGGAUUACAGGGGGAAAUCCAUAUGAGUGACGAUGCAAUCCACGACAUUUUGGAGCAGACAGAGUCUGACCCAGCUUUUCAGGCCCUCUUUGACCUUUUCGAUUACAAUAAAACCAAAUUUCCUGAUGGGGAGCCAGGGGACGGCGAUAUCAGCAGUAGUCCAGAAGAGAGUGAUGCUGCUGGAUCUUCAUCUACAGUCAGACCCCUUCAGAGUGAUGAUCCAGGCCCUACACAAAGAGAUAGUAAUGUUUUGGAUAUAACCCCAGUGACAGUGAAGAUGAGAGCUGGACAAGAUCGUAAGACCAGGAAGUCUACUGCUCCCACCUUGUUAAAGAAAACAGUUCUUGCCCCCAAUGGCAGAGCAUCCAGAAUUGAAAACAGCUCAGCCAAAUUGUUAGUGAGCCACGGGGAGCACCGAGGUGCCUCAUCUGAUGCAGGGGACUCGAACAGAAAAGAAAGAACCUCACACAUCAGUAACAGCGCUGGUGUAACACCAAUGGAUAUUGAUGAGCCGUUGAAUACACCUCCUCCCCCUUCAGACAGUAUGGCCACUCAGGAGCUGGUCACAAAGGACAACACUUCCACCACAACUGGCCUCUGUGAAUCAACCACAGUUCCCUCAUCAAGAGACUCUGUUGCAUUUGUUGCGCCAGUAACGACAUCGGCCUCUAGUGUGGACAAACAGCAGGAGUGUAAAGAAGCACAAGGAUCUACAGAGCAACCUUCGACAGCCCCCUCUUCAGCUCUGAGUAAUCAACCUGCUUUUUUGUCUCCUGUACAAGUUGAACUGAACAACACUCCAAUGCCAGCUACUGACCUAUCUCAUAUGCCAGUUUCAAGCGGCGGAGGGGACACUCAGCCGGUGUCUACUCACUCAGCAACACCUGAAUCGGCAUCUUUCACAUCUGCUUCUUUGGGGGUCACAGUUACAGCUGUGUCUGCCUUGUCAUCAGCUUCCACAGCUGCGUCAUUCACAGUAAAACAUGGCUCACCCAUAUCUGCUUCUACCUCUGCAACUCAUACCCCUGCCUCAUCCACACCUGCAUCCUUCGCGUCCCCUGCCCCAGUUGCAACAGCACCUGAUCCAUCAUCCACCAACCCCAGCACUCCAAGCAAGGCUGGGGCAGAUUCCAGUAAUAUAGUUUCUUUGAAAAUCAUCAUCAGCGACAACCAGGAUGAGGAUUCUUCCAAUGAUACAGCCUUGAGUCAGGCAAUUUCCAGCAUUUCUGGGGAGAAGAUACCCACCAUCUAUCUUUCCUCCCCAGCUAAGUCCCCUGGAUGCCCCAGCACUCCAAAGGCCAGCUUGGAUGAGGUGGCACAGGCAGUUAGCGGCUUACAAAGCUCCGAGGCACAUGCUAGUCCUCUCAGCGGUAAGGCUGGGGCAUUGGUUGCAUCUCCAUUAACGGGGACAUCACAGGCCCAGCAGAGCUACAUAAUUCAAGUACCCCUGGACACCACUAACCCUGCUCUCCAAGGAGCCACUACUAGCUAUUUCUUUGUGACUGAACCCCCGACUACAGACACUCAAACCCGGCAGGUGCUACUGCCUGCAGGUGUCUCAAAAGGACAGCCUUUGCCAACCAACCAAUUUGGGGUGACCACACCAUCUCGUUCUCAAGGCUACUCCACUGGGUCAGCACUCAUCUUGCCAUCACCUGUUAAGUCCAUGAUGCUUCCUAUUUCUGUUGUGGGACAGAAUACUCUGGGGAAUGUCCAGAUGGUGUCCAAUCAGCUUGUUGCCAUCCCAAACCCAGCGCCGGUACAGCAGUCAGAAACUGUCAAGCCCAAACCUCCCACAGUAGCAAAAAAACAGGCUACAGCUGCUGGCGCUGAGGAAAAUCUGUCUGGUAAGGGAAUUCAACCAGUGUCAGCUGAAAGCACAAGCCAGCAGGACACAGCAAAGUUUUCCAGUCAUAGGAGAAUUUUAUGUUUUGACUCCUCUGCAGAGGUUCAGCCACAAACAUCUAAAACAACACAAAACACCUCAGCUACAAAAACAUCACAAUCUGUCCAGAAACCUACAAAAGACAGUACACAGCUGCCCUCCCGAACAAAGCCUGCCAUCUUGGGUGGCAACAAGCCCAAGAGGAGGGUUGAGAUUGUCAGAUGCUCAGCAGAUUUCCCGACUGCAGGAGGCUUAGCGAAGGAGGCAGAGAAGUCCAUGCCUCCACAACAGCAACAUAAAGAUCCCGUUAAAAAGAACUCUCGCAAACAAGAUCAUAACAUCCGCAACCAGGAGUCUCAAAGUGCAAGUACAAGUACCAGCAGGGCUGAUUCCUCACAGGCUGAGACUUUGAAAAUGUCAGAAUCAGGAAGGAGAUCAAAAUCUGUUGACAGGCAGCACAAUCAUGAUAAGAGGAAUGAUGAAGCAAUAUCGAAUGAUUGCCCUAGCUCUAGGUCACUGUCUUCUGAUUCUGCACUGAAAUCAGGAACUAGAAAGGAGGAAGAGGGAAGCAGCAGGAAGGAACCCACAGAAAAAGCUCCUGGUAAAUCCCGUGAGGGGCGUACAGAAAAGUCUCAAGAGAUGCCAAAUGUGACAGCUAACAAGGAGAAUGAAAUGAAGGGUAGCAUUCAAGAGCAGCAACAGCAGUCAACGCCUUCAUCCUCAGCAUCAAGAGACUGUAGCCCUCCGGCUGUCACCCAACCUUCAUCUAAUUCCCAGUCUAAGGCUACAAAAGCCCCCUCAAAGACCAGCUCUCUGGCCAAACAGGCUGCUGAGAUGCUGCAGGACAUCCAGGGACUCGGCUCUCCUUCCGCCGCAGCCAAGAGACCUGGAGCAGGCAAUUCAGACCUUAGUCUGCCCCGGACCCCUGGGACUGGCCGUAACCAGGAGGAAUCUGCUGACUCUUUGAGGACUCCUUCCCGACAGAAGUUGGGUAAAGAUGUAGAGGGGACUCCCAAACGUCUCAUGCCUCCCAACACCCCUGAUGCCCCCACCUGCAGCCCUGCCAGUGAGGCUGGCAGUGAAAACAGCAUUAACAUGGCUGCUCACACACUCAUGAUUCUUUCACGUGCUGCCAUCGCCAGGACAGGCACUCCACUGAAGGACAGUUUGCGUCAGGAUGGAGUCGGAGAAAAGUCGCCCAUAAGCUCGAAGAACUCUAAGAAACGCAAACAGUCUUCUCCCACGGCCAGCCCACCUGCAAAGAAAGAGUCAAAGCGAUCUCCCAGCAACAAGAAAGACCGGGAGAGGAAGAAGCUUAUAGAUUGCUUUCCCCAUGACUUGGAUGUGGACAAGUUCCUGUCUUCACUCCACUAUGAUGAGUGAAACCAGACACACCAAUAUCACUAACUGCAUAGGUUACUAUCCAGGAAUAGAACGAGCCAUCUGCUAAACCAGUGCCUAUAGUUCUUAUGAGUAACCUUGCCUGAGACCUUAUAAGCUGCAGUGUCUCCUUCAGCCAAUGAGGAACUUUGAUUUGGCUGACUACUUUCCAAUGUGGGUGAUCUGCAUAAAACCCUGUUAUAUGCAGCACUUGUAGGGCAGCAAAGGCACUUUGUUAUAUUUUGUUGUUUCUCCUCACAUUCGCUUCUGUUUUAAUUAUCGUUGUUGUUUUUUACAACAACAAAACAGUUACACAUUUGUGCACUAAAACAUAAUAGGUGCUUGCUGUUAAAAUGGAUGAUUCAAAACAUUUCCUUGGUCAAUAUUUGACUCUAGUUUGAUGAAUCCAGCUACCACUGACUGUCAGGUUGGUAUGUAAAAAUAUGUUUUGAAAUAUAUCUCUACCAUUAAUUUUAGUAACACAGAAUGAUGAACUUUUCAUAUUCAGAGAAGUCCAGUUAAGUAAAAAAUGAGAAGUAAUGUGAAUACAAUAUUUUAUGUAAUAUACAACUAUAUUUUUUUCCAUUUUUUUGUUUUGUUUUGUUUGGUAGAAUCAAACACAUUCAGUGUGAAAAUCUCAGGCUUCAUUCAGUGUUGAAAUAAA